This is a messenger RNA of Enterobius vermicularis (human pinworm), 930 nucleotides long. The record is from the annotation of a GenBank genome assembly. Lineage: Eukaryota; Metazoa; Nematoda; Chromadorea; Rhabditida; Oxyuridae.
AUGAACAAGUGUCCGGAAGGUGGAGCUCCGUUAUCCACCUCUAUAACAUCACUAGAAACCCCUAAUGAUCCGCGAGGAAGUCCUCAUUUGAUCGAUUUUCCUGUUUGCCAUGAUGGUGACAUGACUAAUUAUCAGGACUCGACAGUUGAUGAAAUGAGUUCGGCAGGGGAUUCAACGAUUAACUAUUGUGAGGAAGUCCAGGAUUUAUUGAAAUAUUUAAAUUCUGAUGAUUGCUAUAACAGUGCUGAUGAUUGCUAUAACCGGAACUUUGAUGACAUACUAGAAUUUACAAGACAAAAGCAAGAGGCGUUGUAUGACGAUAUAAGUAUUCAAAACGAAAUGGGUCGUGAACCUUCUUUGGCAUAUGUGAAUCCCGCUUCAUGGAAUAAUGGUGAUUAUUAUGAUUUUGUUGGUAACGCAGACAAUAUUUGCCCUGAUCCAACGGCGCAGAAUACCAUUACCAUCAAGGAAGAGGAACCAUGGGAAGACCAGAUUGAGAUGGAAUCCUUAGUUCCAGGUCCAUCGAAGCCGAAAAAUAACUUGGAAACGAGAGAUGUACCUGGAAGUGAAUGCGAAUUCAAUCCAAAAGCAAGGAAGUACAAUCUGAAAUCAGAGGAGAUAAAAAAGACGACAAAAUAUAUAGAUGCAAGAAAGAGGAAUAAUAUUGCUGUACGUAAAUCUCGGUAUAAGCAGAAGGCGCUUCAAGCGGAAAGAGAUAAACAGCUCAAAUAUUAUAAGGAACUCAGCGAAAAACGUGAAGAGGACUUGAAGCAGAAAAAUUUGCGUAUUUCAGCACUUGAGGAAGAAGUUACUGAAUAUCGUAAUUUGAAAAUGUUAUACGAUAAAGUGGCAAAAGAAAAUCGUCAGCUGCGGCGUGAAUUGAACUCUAGGAGCGGCCCGCAGAUAAACGGUGUAAAUGGGGAUGUUUAA